AAUGUUCUACGAUAUCUUUGAUACAUCAUGCAAAUAUGCCUUUAUGAAUGAAGUCAGUUUGUCAUAUAUGGAUGAACUGUAUAUGUGAGAAUCUUUAUUUAACAAUGUUAUAUUAACACAUAUAUCUGAUCGAAGGAUUAUCAAAGAAAAACGUGUGGUGUAUUUACGUUUAAAUUGAAUCAAUAUAUAAGAGGAGAAAAGUUUUAAAGGAAAACAUGGCAAGAGUACCGGAUCAAGAAUUAAAAAAGGCAUUUUCGGAAUUGCACGAGAAAAUGGUAGAUACCACGCAAAAAUUAAAACUGGCUGAUGUACAAAUAGAAAAAUUAAAACGUACGAAACAACGUGCACAACUUACCGUUAAAGAGAUAACCUCUUUGCCACCGGAUACAAGAACUUACGAAUCCAUUGGUCGAAUGUUUUUAUUUGAUGAUAUUGAAAAUAUUAAAGUCGGUUUGGAAAAUAGAAUGAAAGCUGUAGACGAGAAGGUUCAAACUUUAGAAAAUAAUAAAACUUAUUUGCAAAAGAGUCUGAAAGAGAGUGAAAAUAAUCUUAGAGAGAUGAUACAACAAAGACAAAGUAAAGAUGCAUCCGGCUGAAUAUUAUUUCGAAAUUAUUCAUUAUAUUUCUCAACGAAUAUGAUACUUCAUUAAAGAUGCUAAUUGUUUCAAUAUUUCUUUUGAUAUUUUAAUUUAUCAUUAUGUUAAUGUUUCACUCAUCAUUGUCUCUAUUGAAUUGUAACAUUUUCUAAAUGCUAUUAAAGAUAUAAAUCGACGUA
Molecule: messenger RNA, 775 nt
Organism: Vespula pensylvanica (western yellowjacket)
Lineage: Eukaryota; Metazoa; Arthropoda; Insecta; Hymenoptera; Vespidae
Gene: Pfdn1
Product: prefoldin subunit 1
Exons: 2
Coding region: 216-596 (126 amino acids)
Biological process (GO): protein folding
Cellular component (GO): prefoldin complex; cytoplasm
Molecular function (GO): protein folding chaperone
Source: RefSeq, a predicted model, not a curated record